AUGGCGUGCUGUUCAUGGAUCGCCUCACAACGCAGCAGCCUGGUGCAGCAGCCAGCCGGCCCGCAGCAACGCAGCAGACGCAGGCGAGGCUUGGCAGCCAGGGCCGGCCUGCUGGACACGCUUAUCAAGCCGAUCACCAGCAGCGGGGAGCGCAAGCCGCUCAAAGAAGGCAUCGCCAACUUUUACGACGAGUCCAGCCAGCUGUGGGAGUCGAUGUGGGGGGAGCACAUGCACCAUGGCUACUACCCCAAAGGCGGCGCCCCCAAGAGCAACCAGCAGGCGCAGCUGGACAUGAUUGAGGAGAGCCUGCGAUGGGCGGGGGCCGAGGGCGCCACCAAGAUGGUGGACGUGGGGUGCGGCAUCGGCGGCAGCAGCCGCCACAUCGCGCGCAAGUUUGGGUGCGAGUCGCGCGGCAUCACGCUGAGCCCCGUGCAGGCUGCGCGCGCCAACGAGAUCAGCAGGCAGCAAGGCUUUGGCGACCGGCUGUCUUUCCAGGUGGCGGACGCGCUGGACCAGCCCUUUCCUGACGGCGAGUUUGAUCUGGUGUGGAGCAUGGAGAGCGGGGAGCACAUGCCUGACAAGCCCAGGUUUGUUGGAGAGCUGGCGCGGGUGUGCGCCCCCGGCGGCCGCAUCAUUGUGGUGACGUGGUGCCACAGGGUGCUGGCCCCCGGCGAGGCGGGGCUGUCGGGAGACGAGCAGGCGCUGCUGGACCGCAUCUGUGAAGCCUACUACCUCCCCGCCUGGUGCUCCGUGGCAGACUAUGAGCAGCUGUUCCGGGAGCAGGGGCUGACGGACAUCAGGACGACCGACUGGUCGGAGGAGGUGGCUCCGUUCUGGGGGGAGGUCAUCAAGAGCGCCUUCAGCGCGGAGGGGGUCAGCGGGCUGCUCAAGGCGGGGUGGACCACCAUCAAGGGCGCCCUGGUCAUGCCCCUGAUGGCCCAGGGCUUCCGCAUGGGCCUGGUCAAGUUUGUGCUGAUCACCGGGCGCAAGCCCGAGUAG
This is a messenger RNA of Chlorella variabilis, 999 nucleotides long. RefSeq lists its product as hypothetical. Bases 1 to 999 code for a protein of 332 amino acids. Gene Ontology annotation, molecular function: S-adenosylmethionine-dependent methyltransferase activity. The record is from RefSeq and is a predicted model, not a curated record. Lineage: Eukaryota; Viridiplantae; Chlorophyta; Trebouxiophyceae; Chlorellales; Chlorellaceae. The transcript is spliced from 9 exons. Gene Ontology annotation, biological process: methylation.